Molecule: messenger RNA, 1596 nt
Organism: Sugiyamaella lignohabitans
Lineage: Eukaryota; Fungi; Ascomycota; Dipodascomycetes; Dipodascales; Trichomonascaceae
Gene: GEF1
Product: Gef1p
Exons: 1
Coding region: 1-1596 (531 amino acids)
Biological process (GO): transmembrane transport; chloride transport
Cellular component (GO): early endosome; membrane; Golgi apparatus
Molecular function (GO): voltage-gated chloride channel activity
Source: RefSeq, a predicted model, not a curated record
AUGCCGGAUGAUCCAGAGAACCAACCUGGACUGCCACCAACGUAUUUAAAACCACCACUUAGACCAGAACUUGUACGUUCAAAGACUGAUUCUUAUACAAGAGUUAAUAUUGGAAACGAUGGCAAUGAUGAUGACUCAGAUCAAGAUGAAACUUCGAAUUUGCUGACUCGCAGGUCGACCCCAGUUUCACCUGGGAGGGGGAUCAAACGUGGCAGAGCAAAACGAAGAUUGAGCCAAUUGUUCUUGUCAACUCGAAACACAACUACAGAUUUCCUUUCAUUGGUAUCUCCAUCUGCAUCUUCAUAUAAUCUACGAACACCUCGUAUACAAGAUUUCGACGUUAAUCCCCUGAACGUGUCGUGGACUAAUGUCAGCUCGUUAGGUAAUGGUUAUGGUACUACGGAUGAUCCUAAUACGCUGACACCACGCCGGGUGGUUUCAACUGUGGAAGAGAGUAAGGCCUCGACGGACCGACGUGGAUUCUAUGACGAUUUUACCACGGUAGAUUGGAUCCAUGACACUGUGAUUGAGUCGUCUCGUCGAAGUACCUUAAAAGCACUGCCGGGAUUAAGAGGAAAGUUCAUUAGACUUUUCGAUGCCUUUCAAGGAUGGCUCCUUAUAACAAUUGUUGCAUUUGCAUUUACCUUAGUAGCAUAUAGCAUUGAUGCUUGCGAGAGCGUUUUAUCAGAUCUACGGCAUGGCUAUUGUUCUACAAACUGGUUCACCCGUGAAGCUUUGUGUUGUCCAGACGUAGAACGGUUUGGAUCUUGUCCAGCAUGGGUUUCUUGGUCUCAAUACGGAGGAGUACUUUCUGGCGACAACGGCCUUGCGUUUGAUUUUGUUGCCUACUUGGCAUUGACCAUACUAUUUGCAUAUAUCUCGGUCACCUUGACUCUGAGAACAAAGACUGACAUUCCCCUAGAAGAUAGGAAUUCCGCAUUAUCUAAAGAAAAGAAACCGUCCCUAGCAACACAGGGUGCAGUGUUAGGGGAAUCGUCUGCAUCGGUACCUGUGACCGACUCGUCACCACAGUCUAAGACGACCCAAACUAACGAGCCAGCUGAACCUAGCAGGAGAGUUAUUUAUUCAGGAACUGGCAGUGGAGUGGCCGAAGUAAAGACCAUUCUCUCUGGAUUCAUUAUCAGAAGAUUCUUGGGAACAUAUACACUUGUUCAUAAAUCGAUUGGCCUGAUAUUCUCCAUUUCAUCUGGCCUUAGCGUGGGCAAAGAGGGUCCCUAUGUUCAUCUUGCAGCCUGUGUGGGAAACAUCGCUUGUCGUCUAUUCAAAAAAUUCAGCACAAAUGAAAUCAAACGUCGUCAGGUAAUUUCUGCUGCCGCCAGUGCUGGUGUAGCCUUGGCUUUUGGAAGUCCUCUUGCCGGAGUUCUCUUCAGUUUGGAAGAAGUUAGCUACUACUUUCUUCCUCACCAACUAUUCCGGAUUUUCUUUUGUGCUAUGAUCUCUGCGCUGUUUCUGAUAUUUAUGGAUCCAUACAAGACUGGUAAAAUUGUUCUUUUUGAGGUGACCUAUGAUCAAAACUGGCAGUUAUGGGUGAGUUUUACGCUGGUGGCUGUAAAUGAAAAAGCACUAACGAUUUAG